CUCGCAUCCUGUGUCAACAGUACAAAGACCCAAAUCAAAGAUCUGCUGUAAUCCACUGAUGACCGACAUCAGGGAUCUUUGGACCGGAUUCAACAUGCAUUUCUGCAUCAACCUGGUGCUGUUAAUCCUGCUGCACGGCCUCACUCCAGUACUGACCAAGACCAGAAAUAAAAAGCAAGGGUUGACAAAGAGCAUUCCGAGAAUUAUCGAACCAUCGGGAGAAACGGUCGCCGCCGAGCUCGGGGAACAUUUGGAGCUAACCUGCAAGGCCAACAGUGGUAGCCACAGAUUCCCCACCAUCAUUUACUGGUUGGCAGACAACCAGUUCAUCGAGGAAAGCUACAAGGAUCACAGAGUCACAGAAGGAGAGGAAAAAAUUGGGCUCGAAGACGGAAGGACAAUCAUUCAGAAGAGUUUGAAGUUCACAAAGACAACACAGGAAGAUUUCAGGGUCAAGUUCACCUGUGUGGUGAUGAAUCCCACCGGAAGCUCAGUGAAAAACAUCACCUUAGCAGACACAACAGAAGCAGAAGUUGGCAGCUCAUCCACAAGAAACUAAAUGAGUGAAACUCGUGCAUGAUGCAACGAUGCUGGUGUUGCUCUCAAGGCUACGCUAACCUCAGGAAGGCUGGACUCUGCAAUGUUGUGACCAAAUGCACAAAAAGCAAUAGGGGAAGCUUUGUGAACUAGUAACUCAGGACAUCUGCCAACAUUCUCUUCCUCAUUGCCUACCCCCCUCCCCCACCCCCAAACACACACACACACAUACUGAACAGUCCUUAGAAUUUGAACCUAGAGAACAAAGUUGCUGCCGACUUAAUGCAGGACAUCUAAAACUGUUGGGCUUCCUUGUCCUCAGAAGUUGCAGGUGCCUGGAACCAGAGCUCUGGUUUAAGUCCCACUUCCAGGAUGACCAAAUGCACAAAAAGCAAUAAAAGAAGCUUCAGGAACUAGUAACUCAGGGCCAAGGUGCCCAGCUAAGCUAGUCCCACGUCCCCCUAGACUUUUCUUGUUUUCAUUUGGUGGCACGGUGUCAAAGCCCCAUUCGCUCUCAGAUGAAAGAAGGCAGUACUUUGUAGGGCUAACUCCUGGUGUCUUGGUCAAUAUUUAUCCCUCUGCUAACACAUCAGCUGGUUUUUAAUGGCACUGCUUUGUGGACCUUGCUCUGCGAGAAUUGCCCGUUGUUUCCCACAUUACAAUAGUGUCCACAUUUGCUUCAUUGGUCGAAAUGUAUUUUGGGACAGAAGUCAUUAUAGAAAUUAAGUGUUUUGUGUAAACAGGCACAGAUUAUGUGCGCAAGAUAUGCACAGCACUGCAUGCACCAUGUUUAGAAGCCAUAAAUCUGUUGACCAUGUUGUAAUUUGGAGCAAAGCAUUCACAUCCAGGUUAAAAUAUUACGUGCUUUCUCUGUAAUAUUUUAAAGAACCACCAACACGAGCUCAGGAUCAUUUGUGCCAUAAUUCUGAGUUGUCGAUGUACGCUUACAGUUGAUAAUAAAUUCAGCUGCUUUGCUGGGACUAGAGGCUCCUUCA
Messenger RNA from Pristis pectinata (smalltooth sawfish), 1532 nucleotides. Its product is annotated as interleukin-18 receptor accessory protein-like. Bases 59 to 559 code for a protein of 166 amino acids. The transcript has 6 exons. Lineage: Eukaryota; Metazoa; Chordata; Chondrichthyes; Rhinopristiformes; Pristidae. The record is from RefSeq and is a predicted model, not a curated record.